Molecule: messenger RNA, 705 nt
Organism: Linum trigynum
Lineage: Eukaryota; Viridiplantae; Streptophyta; Magnoliopsida; Malpighiales; Linaceae
Source: the annotation of a GenBank genome assembly
AUGGAGGCUCAAGAUGAAGAUCCCAAGGCAAUGGAGGCCAAGAUUGGUUCAAUCUGCAAGCUUGGUGGGGUGAAGACCGACAUCAAGGAGAGCAAGUGUGGGAGGUGCUAUGUUGUGGCCCAAUUUAUACAAGGUGAGUCAAAAUCCUUGGUGGAUACCGGUGCCACAAACAACUUCCUUCGCAUCGAGGAGGGAAACCGGUUGGGUAUUGCCUACAAGAAGGGGCAAGUGUGGCUCAAGACGAUCAAUUCAGAGUCCAUCCUGAUCCAUGGAGUUGCGCAUAACGUGCCAGUGAAGCUUGGUGAGUGGGAAGGCAUCAUCAACUUCUCCGUCGUCACAAUGGGCGAUGACCGUGUCAUCCUCGGCAUCAACUUUCUUGACAAAGAGGGAGUGCUCUUUAAGCCCAACUCCAAUACGAUGUGCUUGGAGAAGGAAGGGGAGUUCCAUGCGGUCAAUCUCUUGAGAGAGGAUGGACCCCAUAGUUCUUUAUCCGCCAUGCAUGUCAUGAAGGGGUUUAAGAAGAAGGAGCCAACGUUUCUUGUGUCCUUGAAAAUGGAGGAAGAAGGAGGCUCGAUGGUAAUCACGACUCCCAUCAUCGAAGGUGUGCUUGAAGAGUUCGAUGAUGUGAUGUCAUCGAAGUUGCCACCAAUAAGAGAGGUGGACCACAAGAUCAAGUUGGGGCCAGGAGCCAAGCCCCCUUUGUGA